GUUUAAUAUAACGUAUCGUCUCAUGAAUAUUCCCUGCCUCUUCUCCCCAAAUCAUCAACAGUAGAUAAAGAAGACAAAAGUAUGUCAGGACACAAAUGUGGUUAUUCCUGGGAUUUACAGGAUCGAUAUGCUCAAGACAAGUCAGUUGUCAAUAAGAUGCAACAGAAGUAUUGGGAAACCAAGCAGGCCUUCAUUAAAGCCACGGGGAAGAAGGAAGAUGAACAUGUUGUUGCCUCUGAUGCAGACCUGGAUGCCAAGCUAGAGCUGUUUCACUCGAUCCAGAGAACCUGUUUGGAUUUGUCUAAAGCAAUUGUACUUUAUCAAAAGAGGAUAUGUUUCUUGUCUCAAGAAGAAAAUGAACUGGGAAAAUUUCUCCGAUCCCCAGCCUUCCAAGAUAAAACGAGAGCAGGAAAAAUGAUGCAAGCCACAGGAAAGGCACUCUGCUUUUCUUCCCAACAAAGGUUGUCCUUGCGCAAUCCUUUGUGUCGAUUUCACCAAGAAGUGGAGACUUUUCGGCAUCGGGCCAUCUCAGACACGUGGCUGACCGUGAACCGCAUGGAGCAGUGCCGGACAGAAUACAGAGGGGCGUUGUUAUGGAUGAAGGAUGUGUCUCAGGAGCUCGAUCCAGACCUCUACAAGCAAAUGGAGAAGUUUAGAAAGGUACAGACACAAGUACGCCUUGCAAAAAAAAAUUUUGACAAACUGAAGAUGGAUGUGUGUCAAAAAGUGGAUCUUCUCGGAGCGAGCAGAUGCAACCUCUUAUCUCACAUGCUAGCAACAUACCAGACCACGCUGCUCCACUUUUGGGAGAAAACGUCUCACACUAUGGCAGCCAUCCAUGAGAGCUUCAAAGGCUAUCAGCCGUAUGAAUUCACCACGCUAAAGAGCUUACAAGACCCUAUGAAAAAGCUAGUUGAGAAACAAGAGAAGAGAAUCGCGCAACAGGAUAGCACGGAGGCAGCAGGCCAGGAGCCAAGUCAAUUAAUUUCAUUAGAAGAUGAAAACCAGUGCGAGGAAUCCUCCAGUUUUAAUAGACCUAUGGAUGAACUGUUGGACAUGCAACCUGAGGAAGGUGCUGGCCUGGGCCCGAUGGCGGAGACCCCAGAACCUGACAGCGCCGACAAGGAUGACUUGCUGCUGUUGAGUGAGAUCUUCAGUGCUUCCUCCCUGGAAGAGGGGGAGUUCAGCAAAGAGUGGGCAGCUGUGUUUGGAGACAGUCGGCUGAAGGAGCCUACAGCAAGUGGGGCCCUGGGAGAGCCCGAUGCCAAGUUCCAGGCAGGCUCCGGAUUCCUUCCUUCACAGCUUUUAGACCAAAAUAUGAAAGACUUACAAACCUCGCUACAAGGCUGGUCAGACAGCAAUGUCAGUCCUCCUCCUACUCCUUGGCCAGCACCAAAGACAAGCAAUCCAAAUGAUGAGAGCCCUGCACUGAAAGAGCCUGCCAAGGCCGCCUCCGACCUGACUGCCUGGUUCAGCCUCUUUGCUGACCUCGACCCUUUAUCAAAUCCUGAUGCUGUCGGGAAAACGGAUAAAGAACAUGAAUUGCUCAAUGCAUGAGUCUGCAGCCUUCAGGAAGGAGGCCUCACAUACUCCACUCCCCAGCACAUACCUGGGGCAAGCAGAAGUGCAACAUGAUCAGUAUGCUGUUUUAAUAUUUACGUGCCAUUUUAAUAAAAGAAAAGGGCCAGAGGCCCUUAUAUUGGUUUGAUCACUCUUAUUUGGUAUAAAGGGUUUUAGUAUGUUUUCUGUGUGGAUCUGAACAGUCCAGGAGUGUCCAGGAGUGGUGUCUAGGCCACUGCUCUCCUGCUGACAUCCCAUGCACUGUGGUGGCACAGGCUACCAUGAGAUCCAAGUUCAAACCAUAAGCCUGCUGUGUAUUGGGGUUACAGCAAGUCCUCGACUUAGGAGCAUUCGAGUUGCGAACUUUCCUGGGUGUACUGUGUAAGACUCACUUUGCUGGAUACAAACAAAUCCGACUUUCAAACGGUUCUCCCAGAGUGGAACUCAUUUAAAAGUCAGGGACUUACUAUAACGUGCCGUACAGUCCGCAGAAGCGUCAGGAGGCUAACACAGCUUCGUGCCCCUCCUGGUCCUGUUCCGAGGGGAGUGACUGAGGAGGAGUCCCUGUUUCUGUCACACCACCUCUCAGUGCUCUCUCACUGACGCUUGCUCCGAGUCCACACAGCACUCGCCUGCAGGGCCUGGUCUCGUCCCUGGAAGAGGAGCCGGGCUUCUCUCCACUGCACGAAUCCUUCCUGGAAAGCAGCCACAUCUGCAGAUGUCGGUGUCUCCUUUUUGUCCUCAUGGUUGUUUGCAUUCCGAAGCAUGUAUUUCUGGAGCCUCCUCUGUCUUUUUGUAAUUAAACAGAGCGAACAUUUGACACGGAGAGUCCAGUCAUGGAGUCUAUGUGGGGCCUCGGCAUUGUGCUGAAGGAAGCACUAUGGGUGUGAGGGAUGGAGAGGGAUGGAGGAGAAUGAGACUCAACUCGGUGUGGGACUGGGCAGGACCAAGAGCAGCAGUGCUGCAGCUGGACGCAGCUCAGACACCCUCCUGCCUCUGUUCUCGUGGUGGUGCCAAUGCUGGCACCUUUCCUCUCUUCCCACAGUUCGUUAUGAGGGCCA
Messenger RNA from Fukomys damarensis (Damara mole-rat), 2621 nucleotides. RefSeq names its product islet cell autoantigen 1 (gene Ica1). Lineage: Eukaryota; Metazoa; Chordata; Mammalia; Rodentia; Bathyergidae. The transcript has 13 exons. Gene Ontology annotation, molecular function: protein domain specific binding. The coding region runs from base 82 to 1557 and encodes 491 amino acids. Gene Ontology annotation, cellular component: Golgi apparatus. Gene Ontology annotation, biological process: regulation of transport. The record is from RefSeq and is a predicted model, not a curated record.